Molecule: messenger RNA, 7388 nt
Organism: Ruditapes philippinarum (Manila clam)
Lineage: Eukaryota; Metazoa; Mollusca; Bivalvia; Venerida; Veneridae
Product: prion-like-(Q/N-rich) domain-bearing protein 25
Source: RefSeq, a predicted model, not a curated record
CAUUUUUAGGAGAAUCGUGUGUGAGUCCUACACGAACAUGUUAUAUAACUAACUCAAAUUGUAAUGGUAGUAUAUGUGUGUGUAAUACUGGUUACUCUAGAUCGGGAUCUGUUUGUGUAAUAACUCCAGCUGGAAUUAACCAAGCUUGCCUAAAUCCAACAAGAACAUGUCCAACCAAUGCUGGCUGUACUAGCGGAACAUGUCAAUGUCUGUCUGGAUACAUCUAUUCAAGCUCACUGGGUUACUGUGUUACAAACUCAGUUGGAAUUAACCAAGCUUGCACAAAUCCAACAAGAACUUGCCCAACCAACGCUGCCUGUUCCAGUGGAACAUGUCAAUGUCUGUCUGGGUACACAUAUUCAAGCUCUCUGGGUUACUGUGUUGCCAAUGCAGCCGGAAUUGGUGAAACAUGCAUAAACCCAUCAAGGUCAUGCCCAACCAAUGCUGCCUGUAAUAGUGGAAUAUGCCAAUGUCUGUCUGGGUACACAUAUUCAAGCUCUUUAGGUUACUGUAUAGCAAGCUCAGCUGGAAUUAACCAAGCUUGCACAAACCCAUCAAGGUCAUGCCCAACCAAUGCUGCCUGUACUAGUGGAACAUGUCGGUGUAACUCUGGGUACACCUAUUCAAGUUCUUUAGGUUACUGUAUAUCAAUGUUAGCUGGAAUUAACCAAGCUUGCACAAACCCAUCAAGGUCAUGUCCAACCAAUGCUGCCUGUACUAGUGGAACAUGUCAAUGUAACUCUGGGUACACUUAUUCAAAUUCUUUGGGCUACUGUAUAUCAAGCUUAGCUGGAAUUAACCAAGCUUGCAUAAACCCAACAAGAACUUGCCCUACCAAUGCUGGUUGUACUAGUGGAAUAUGUCAGUGUAACUCUGGGUACAUUUAUUCAAGCUCACUGGGUUACUGUGUAAUAAGCUCAGCUGGAAUUAACCAAGCUUGCACAAAUCCAACAAGAUCAUGCCCAACCAAUGCUGCUUGUACAAGUGGAACAUGCCAAUGUAUCUCUGGAUACACUUAUUCAAGCUCGCUGGGUUACUGUGUAAUAAGCUCAGCUGGAAUUAACCAAGCUUGCAUAAACCCAACACGGUCAUGUCCAACCAACGCUGCCUGUACUAGUGGAACAUGUCAGUGUCUGUCUGGAUACACUUAUUCAAGCUCUCUGGGUUACUGUGUAUCAAUCUCAGCUGGAAUUAACCAGGCUUGUACAAAUCCAACAAGAACAUGUCCAACCAAUGCUGGCUGUACUAGUGGAACAUGCCAAUGUAUUUCUGGGUACACUUAUUCAAGCUCUUUGGGUUACUGUGUAUCAAGCUCAGCUGGAAUUAACCAAGCUUGCAUAAAUCCAACAAGAACAUGCCCAACCAAUGCUGGCUGUAUUAGUGGAACAUGUCAGUGUAUCUCAGGGUACAUUUAUUCAAGCUCUUUGGGCUAUUGUGUAACAAGCUCAGCUGGAAUUAACCAAGCUUGCAUAAAUCCAACAAGAACAUGCCCAACCAAUGCUGGUUGUACUAGUGGAACAUGUCAGUGUAUCUCAGGGUACACUUAUUCAAGCUCUUUGGGUUAUUGUGUAACAAGCUCAGCUGGAAUUAACCAAGCUUGCAUAAACCCAACAAGGACUUGUCCUACCAAUGCUGGCUGUACUAGUGGAACAUGUCAGUGUAUCUCAGGGUACACUUAUUCAAGCUCUUUAGGCUAUUGUGUAACAAGCUCAGCUGGAAUUAACCAAGCUUGCAUAAACCCAACAAGAACUUGCCCUACCAAUGCUGGCUGUACUAGUGGAACAUGUCAGUGUAUCUCUGGGUACACUUAUUCAAGCUCUCUGGGUUAUUGUAUAUCAAGCUCAGCUGGUAUUAAUGCAAGUUGCACGAACCCAACUAGGACUUGUCCAACUAACGCUGCAUGUAGUAGUGGCGGAACUUGCCUAUGUAACGCUGGUUACACGUAUUCCUCAUCAUUACAAUACUGUAUGAACAGUUCAGCAUUGAUUGGUGAGUCCUGUGUAAAUCCAUCACGAUCGUGUAUCACCAAUGCUGGAUGUUCGGGAGGAAUUUGUCAGUGUAACUCCGGCUACUAUCAGGCUUCAACGUCCUCGUGUAUUUUACCUAUAUUAGGACAAUCUUGUACUGUAUCUGUGGGCUGUGCCACUAACACUGGUACUACAACCGCAUCUGCUACAUGUUCCUCUGGUACAUGCGUAUGCCCAUCUGGAUAUUUUGCGACCUCAGGAAUCUGUUACAUAAGAGCUUCCCUUGGAAGUAACUGUAACACUGCUGCCUCAAACCCUUGUUUAGAUAGUAAUGCUGUAUGUAAUGGUUCCCCUACCACAUGUUCCUGUGCUGGUGGUUAUUCUAACGUGAAUGGAGUAUGUUCUCAAGACACCUCGGGCAGUUCCUGUCCGUCUGGAACAUCGUCUCCAAGCACUACCACAGGAACUACUUCCCCAUCCACCCCGUCAGUGACAGUCGGCCGGACUUGUUACCAGGUUGACUUACAGAGCACACAGGUGAUGCAUUGUAGGGACACCAGGGGAGCCAGCUCCCUCCAGUCGGCAAGGUGGCUCAGACUUCCUAAUUUUGAAGCUGUGGUUAUAACAACUGGACGUUUUAUAAAUGGAGACAUAGCCAAUCCCAACUUGACCGUAUCUAAUGCUGAAGCUGGGGAUGCUGGAAACUAUGUUUGUCAGUUAUGUUACGCAAGUAACUUCUCUCAGUGUACAAACAGUCCCACGAUUCAGCUUAUAGUCACUGGAACUGCUCUAACAACAGCCACUGCCUCUGUUGGCACCACAACUCCACUUAGAGGCUCGUCUGUGACCUUCACCUGUACAACUAGCCCUGCUGGUGCGGCUACCAGUUAUCGAUGGCUCCUCGGCAACACAGCAGUUAGCACUUCAGCUACAUAUACAAUUUCUACGAUAGGAUCUAAUCAGGCUGGAGCGUAUACAUGUGAGGCAACUAACACAUACAACACGAGAACCAGUAACGCUCUUAAUAUAGAUGUCCAAUUCGCACCUGAGGCAGUUGGUGGUUCAUCUAUUACAACUGUGGGAGAUUUCGACAAUGGAGAUAUUACAAUCACAUGUAAUAUGAAUGCCAACCCAUCGGUUACAAGAUAUAUCUUCUAUAGUGGAUCUACAGUACUACAAGAUUCUGCCAGUAGCACUUAUACGGUAACAGCAUCUCAAGGAUACGGGACAUACAGUUGUACGGCACAAAAUACUCGCGGGACGUCAUCUUCUCAGAGUCUUGUAGUGGAGGAAGAAACCAUAGCCAAUGUGGGAGCUGCAACAGAGAAUACUGGCAUUGGUACAGGAACUAUCGCAGCUAUUGUUCUUGGAAUCAUCUUCUUGAUUUUACUGAUUAUCAUCAUCAUCGUCUGCUGUUGUAGCUAUGGUUGGUGUCGAAAGAAGGAGAAGGUUCAACCUGAAGUUAUCAUUGAGAAGCCCGCUGUAAAACCAUAUAUUCCAAGGACUAUUGUAUCAGCAACGUCAACUAUUUCGAGAAAAGACGUCGGAGUUAUGGUGAACGGACAUUGUGACGCAUCUGUGUCUACAGAUUUCGAGGAGCCAAGGUACACAACACCAAGAUACCAUCUGAAACCAGCAACAGACUCAGGUCCUAUUAUAUCUAUGUACGACAACGGAUACGAGCAGCCGCGACCUCAUCAAUUACCUGACCUUGAUACGCAGUAUUUAUACACUGAUAACGAGCCGAAGAAACACAAGAAGAAGAAGCGCCGACGUCGUCGUCAUGAAGAUGUAUCUCCUAGACGACACCAUUACGAACCGGAACCGGAAAUAAGAUAUGCUCAAACCCAACCGGCCAGUGAUGAAGAUCUAGUUGUUGUUCCAGGACGUAGUAAUUACUUUGAGUAGUGCUCCCUUUACACCUUGACAAAAAACUUGUGAUAUUUAUAAUUCAAAAAUCGCAUAUUGUUUAUUAUAAGGACGGCAAAAGGCUUAUCAGUUAAAAGCUUUUCUUUUACAUUUACUAAGGUUUUUGUUUUUUGGUACAAUUUUGAAGAAUGAAGAAAUUUUGGUGAGAAUGAAAUAAAACUCUUGUUCCAUGAAAGAAAUAUAGAGAGAAAAUAUCUCAGGAAACUACACAGCAAAAUGAUGAAUUUAAAUUCAGUUGUAAUUUUUCAAUUGUUGUACUUAGAUUUUGUAUUGGUUUGAAAUUAAUGACUUAUUGUAAUAGCAACCAGGAAUAAAUACCAGAUUAAAAAAAACAUUCAGUAUAGUGAGAUUGAAAUUUUCUUAUUCAAAUCUGAAUGUUAAAUUUGUAUUGAAUUAAAACUAUUGGUGUUGUAAUUUUGUGUAGAUUUCUACAUAACCUGAAUAAUCAAAAUAGUUUGAGGCCAAAAAUCUUGAUGGUAUAUUUUUUUUUUAUUUAUAGCAACUUCUUGAAAUGUUUUUUUUUUUUUUUCGAAGGUUGAAAAAAAAAAACUUAUAUGUUGGUUGGAAAUAAAUUUUUUUGUAUUUUUGGCCUCUGAUGAUAUUGAAUGUGUUUUUAUAAAUAUGUAGUUGUUUUAUGUAGAUAUUGCAUAAUGAAUACAUUGUAUAAUAAGGUCUUGUAUAGAUUACAUUGUUAAUUAAGUCUAUUGAAAUUGAAAGUUAAAGUUUGUCAUUGUACAGAAUAAGGGUUUGGUUCAGCAUAUUUGUAACUUAAUAAACCUUUACCAUACAUGUCAUAACGUCCCGGAUGUCUGGGACUGUCCCGGAUGUCUGGGACUGUCCCGGACAUCCGGGACUGUCCCGGAAAUCAGGUGACAGGUGUCCCGGAGAUGAUUUAUAUUAUGUCCUGGUAAAAUAAAAAAAAAUCGGAAAUAAUCUCCUUUGCAGCAAGAAAUGAUACAUUUUUUUGCAAAGUAACCUUAUAAUUAUGUUACAUAUGCCUACUGGCAGCAACUGAAUCUAGUUUUUCUACCCAUUGAACUAGUGCAGACAAAGAUCACAGGCACAUCUGUACCGUCUGAUAAUAGUCUGCACUGUUUGCUAUUCAGUCAGUACAUAUUAAAAGAUAGUCCCCAAAAAUGAUAAAGAUUUUUGUCCAAAUUAAAUGUUGGACAAGUUUUGAAGCAUGGUAAAGGUCAGGUUCUUUCAAAUAGAAAGUAGUUCUUAUUUGAAACACCCUGUAAAGGUUAACUAAAAGGUUACAUCAGUGUUGAAUUAAACCUUUAUAAUGAUUGUUAUUGCCUUCUUUAAGGCGGUGCUGUUAUUUUAUGAAAAUUAAUUUAUUGUUUUACAUAAAAUGAAAUGAGCCAUGGCAUGACAAAACCAAUGUAAUAGUUUUGCGACCAGCAUGGACCCAGAUCAGCCUGAGCUUCUGUGCAAUCUAAUCAGGAUCCAUGAUGUUUGCUAUCAAUUUCUCUACUUGUAAUAGGGUUUGUAAGCGAACAGCAUGGAUCCUGAUCAGACUGCGCGGAUGUGCAGGCUUGUCUGGAUCCAUGCUGGUCGCAAAUGCACUGUGUUGGUUUUGUCAUGACACGACUCAAAUAGAGGGCAAGAUGCAAAAUGGCUGUUUAUAUUGGUUAAAUCAUAAAAAUUGCAGCCAUUUUGUGCCAGGCUCUCACUGAUUUUUAAAAGGAAAGUAAGAAGAUUUGAUUGUGUAUGAAAUUUUCUUUUAAUUAGAGUGACAUAAAAAAUACUUCAGGCAUUUGUUUGGAAUAGAAAUGACAAAGACAGUAAUGUACUUCAUAUGUCACAGUAUGUUACAUUUUUGUUUUGCGCAUUUUUAACUUUUUAAAUAUUUUUUUUUAUGAAAAUUUUGUAAAAAAAAUGUAAAUAUUUAAUAUCUACAUGUAUUUAUCCUCUAUGACUGUGAUAAAGAGGUAGAAAAACUCAAAUUUUUAUUAUAGAUUUUGAUAUUUGCUGAUGUUUACAUGAAAUUCUAAAUGUGUCUGGCUGUUUUAUCAGGGAUAUAGAUUUAACAGGGAUAUCCCUGGUUUUAUAUAUCAGUUUCUUAUAAAUAUGUUUUCUCUCUUAUUCUAGCUAAUUUGAACAUUAACCUGGAUAUUAUUCUUCUUUUAAGUGAUAAUUUAAUAAAUUGUUGAUUGUAAAAUACUUUUUGAGUGUUAACUCCCUUUGCCCACUGCAGAAAAAAAUGACUGACUGUUGCCAUUGGUUAUUUUAAAUGUUAACUUUUCAGUUAGCCAAUCAAAUUUUUGGUUACUUUAAUUGUACACAAAUUUUAAUUUUAAUUUGUUUGGAUCUUGUGCUUAUGGUCAGUGCUUAUUUCAAAUAGAUGAUAUAAAUAGAAAUUUAAAAAGUGAAAAUUUCAAAACAGCCAAUUAGAUUGAAGGAUAUUUAGACUGGUUUAAUAACUGAUUUUAAAACCUGGAACCCAAAAUGAAAAACCAGUAUGAAUGUUUCUUGUUUUUUCAUGUAGUUUAUAUAUUUAUAGAUAAAAUGUUCUUUUUUUAUUUAUUUUUGUGAAGAGUUUUAUUGAUGGCUGAGCGCAAAACUAUAGUUGAUGUUUGUACAGUAAAUUAAAUGCAGAAGAUAAAUUAGUUUUGCGCUUAGCCAUUGAUAAUUUUGUUGAAUUUUUUUAUAGAUUAUACAUUGUUCAUAUAUACUUUUUCUUGUUAUGUUGUUAUAUUCUAUGUAGAAGGACUAGAUUUUUGAAAUAGAUAUUAUAGAAUAUGCUCCGUCCCUUUUUCAGCAUUUUUCAGGGUAACAAUAUUUUUGUACCUUUUAUUUAUUAGAAUAAAUACUCUUUUUUUUAAAUUCCCUCCGUCCAUUGUCAUGUCAUAUUUUAUAUCACAAUGUUAUUAAAUUAGAAACCUGUUUAACUAUAUUAUAAUUUUAUUUAAAGUUCUGCCGGAAACAUUAUUUUGACAUAUCUAUCUUAUAUUCUUAAUUUAUUCUACACAAUAAAUUCCCACAGUUAAACAAUGGAUAUAGAUUACAUGUUAUGAAAUCUAUAUCUCUGGUUAAACUUAAAUAGUUUUGAAGUCAUUAACUUAAAUGAUCUUUCUUUGAGCAGAAACUUUCCUUGAGAUAUACACUUAAAAAUCUUAAGUGUGCAUAUAUAAAUGGUCUCAUAUUUUUGGCUCAAUAUUGGCUCCAGCAUUCUUAGAUUUUCAACAGAUACAGUUGGAGACAUACUAUGUUAUUCCAUUAUUCUCUGAACUUAAUUUAUUGAAAAUUUCAGCAUGAUCGAGCAAAUAUUUAUACCAAUAUGAGAUCAUUUUUACAUGCACAAUUAUAAGAUUUGUUAAGUGUAUUCUUGUGGUUUGAGCAAAUUGAAACAUUCAGGUGAUGUAAAUAUCUUUCAUGGUCAGUAAUAUAUUUAGAGAUUUGUUAUUUAAUUAGAGUUUAUAAUCCAUAUUGUCCAGAUGCUGGUGCUUCUAUGACUCAUAUUGCAUCAUGUGAUUUACAAACUGCCAA